GGAAAACUGUGGUGGAGAACAUACUGCGGGGACAUUUUCAUGAAAAGCAAAUCUUUUGAAGAAACCGGCUGUUACUUUUAUCAUCCAGGUCCCUCAAAGACCGACAGACGUCAUGGACAGUGAAGUGGAAACAGGGAACAGCAGCCUUGACAGCCCGAUGCACCUGACUGGGCUGGGGAUGACCUGUCUUCUUGGUCAAAAGUACCGUCACUCUGGGCCGGGCCUCACCAGUCCUCAGGAGUACAACCAGUGGCUACCUUACCGCCACGACGCCAGCCUGAUGCCCAUGAAAGAGGACCUGGCCCUCUGGCUCAACACUAUCACCGGUGAAGACCUCAUAGCAGACAGUCUGAUGGAGAGGUUAGAUAACGGCGUUGUUCUCUGUCAGCUGGCACAGCUGGUCCAGGACAAGAUGAUGCACACCAACAAUGGCAAGCCUUUAAUUAGAAGAGUGAUCCACUGGCGAGCAGAUGCAACUUCUGGAUCAUUCUUCGCCCGAGACAACACUGCCAAUUUCCUCUACUGGUGUCGAAAGAUUGGCAUGGAUGAGGCUUACCUUUUUGAGUCAGAGGAUUUGGUCCUCCACAAGCAGCCUCGAGAGGUGUGCCUGUGCCUGAUGGAGCUGGGCCGGAUUGCAGCCAGGUACGAAGUGGAGCCUCCCGGGCUGGUGAAGAUAGAGCGAGAGAUAGAGCGGGAGGAGGCGGGGUGCUUAUCUCCAUCAUCCCCUCUGCCCCUGUCUUUUUUUCCUCCUGCAUCUUUCUAUUCACCAUCACAAUCGUCCCCACCCCCUGCUCCCUCUCCUCCACCUUCUCCUCCUGCACCUGCGCCCCUCACUCCCAGCACAACCUGUGUGUGUGAACCCCUCGCCUGUGAUCUUCCAUCAGCCACAACAAACCCAGCAGCUACAUGUCAGUCCUCCCUCUCAGCCUCUGACCCUUGUACAACCACAGCCUCAACACAAACGCCUUUGUUCUCUUCAUCCUGCACCACUCAAACAUCUGCUUCAGCUCCAUUGUUAGCUCCUUCGCCGGGACAAAGCCUGCUUUCCACUCCCAAAGUCUUCUUCACCACAGUGAACAACCACACUCCCAAAGCUACACCCCCCAUCAACUCCCCACCUCCUCGUUCCUCCUCUAGCAGAACGAAGAGCAGGAGGAGCACAGGCACCAACGACAUUUUGGAUGAUAUUGUGAAAAACAUUAUCGAGAAUCCCCCCUGCAGCUGUCUAACCAGGUUCCUCGUUGAGAAGCAACCUAAAGGCUGCUACCGUGUUGGAGAUAAAGUUCUCUAUAUAAGGAUGCUGAAUGAGCGCCAUGUGAUGGUACGUGUAGGCGGGGGCUGGGAGACCUUCAUAAGUUACCUGCAGAAACAUGACCCCUGCAGAGGACCGGUGGGCAGACCUGAGGUCAGGGUCUGCAGGGUCAAAGCCAAGCCCCCCAAUCUGAACAUCUCACCUGACAGCUACAUGGUGGUGGGGGUCCACUGCCGUAACAAGAAGUAGACUCUCAAACUCACUCUCACUUUAGUAGCCGCGAACAUUUCACUUACUGUAGUCAAACCAAACUGUACAUGGUCAAUGAUCGUUUUUUAAUUCAAGUUUAAAAGAAAAUCCAACUUUUUCUAUUGAAUAUGCGAGAUAUGAUGUCCUUAUCUCAUUUGAUCUGUAUGAGUUACCCAACCUACUGUAACAACUUGGCAGUGAAGCUGCAUUAUUGCAUUAUGAGUCGUUAAAGUAAAUUAAUUGGUAUCUAUUUGAAUUCUCUUUUAAUCGUCUAAGUCAAGAAAAAGAGUGAGUGCUUCCCCUUUGUUGAGACUUAUAUGAUAAUAAACACUAUAUCGUUGGGUGGGAAGUAUUGUUGAAUAAAAGCAAUCUAAAUAGAUGACUCAGGGCUGAGACAAUUCUUCACUAUUUUCUGACAUUUAUAAGACUAAUAUGAAAUUGAGAAUAUUAUGAAAUAUUUAUCAAUCAUGAAACUAAUUUUCCGCUGCUGAACUAUACAGGACGUUUACAAUAAUGUCAAUAUGAGUUAAAUAAGACAUUUGUCGUUCAGUUUAUAAAAUAUGUGUUUAUGGUACUGUAGUAUAUAUUUUUUAUUUCUGAGCUUUUGUAUUUUGUUCUCGCAGCAGUUUGAGUAGUAGUCGUUGAGUAGUGAUUUUUUUGUAUUCUAUGUGGAGGUAUGUUUGUG
Molecule: messenger RNA, 2186 nt
Organism: Trematomus bernacchii (emerald rockcod)
Lineage: Eukaryota; Metazoa; Chordata; Actinopteri; Perciformes; Nototheniidae
Gene: gas2b
Product: growth arrest-specific 2b
Exons: 8
Coding region: 113-1501 (462 amino acids)
Biological process (GO): actin crosslink formation
Cellular component (GO): actin filament
Molecular function (GO): microtubule binding; actin filament binding; cytoskeletal adaptor activity
Source: RefSeq, a predicted model, not a curated record